Messenger RNA from Anarrhichthys ocellatus (wolf-eel), 6100 nucleotides. It is a transcript of the gene hoxc5a, whose product is annotated as homeobox C5a. The transcript is spliced from 2 exons. Gene Ontology annotation, biological process: embryonic skeletal system morphogenesis; positive regulation of transcription by RNA polymerase II; anterior/posterior pattern specification. Bases 1005 to 1691 code for a protein of 228 amino acids. The record is from RefSeq and is a predicted model, not a curated record. Gene Ontology annotation, molecular function: RNA polymerase II cis-regulatory region sequence-specific DNA binding; DNA-binding transcription factor activity, RNA polymerase II-specific. Gene Ontology annotation, cellular component: nucleus; nucleoplasm. Lineage: Eukaryota; Metazoa; Chordata; Actinopteri; Perciformes; Anarhichadidae.
UGAAACAGGUUUGUACACUAGUAAUUCUUCACUUCUGUUUGGGAGUUGCGAAUUCAUGUUUUGUCAUAAUUGUGUAUCAUGGAAUAAAAUAUUUGCAAAAAUGUCACCAUCGUCCUGUGUUUUUGGGAGCAUCUUUCUGAGUCAGAUGAUCGUAUAAAGAAAGAUUUCUUGAAAUAGGCACCAAACUCAGUGCGUGAUUGUGGAUACUUGUUUGACAUGUUAUCUUUAUCAUGACCGUUAUGGUCAAGGGAGGCUAUAACGGCAAGUAACAAACAAGCCAAUGAAAGGAUUUUUUAAAACAGAUUUUGGCCUUUUAUUGAUUCAAUAUUCAACUUGGCAUGAUUCAUAAAAGCAUGGGAAUGAGCUAUUGUUCAAUAUGCGGUUAAACGAUAACAUUCCCGUAGCUAUAUUUUAACUUGACGUCCAUAUGUGUAAAUAUAUUUAAAACAAGUGAGCAGUUUAAAAUGUCAUUAGUAUUUUUUUUUAUUAUUAUGAUUUUUGUCAUUAUUAUUAUUAUUUUAUUAUAUGGGGCUGUUGGUGGACUCGCGGUGUGUCAGGGGCAGAGAGCUCUGGCCGAUUCUGACCGUCCUGCCCCAUACCAGACACCAGAUGACGCUCUUGUCUUACUGUCCUGCCCUUUUUGCGCUAAAGAUCCCUGCCUGGUCCUCAACAACCAACAGCUCAAAGUUUACCGGACACGUUUCUCCUAUUCAUCAAUAUCCCCAUUGAGUAUCAAAGCCAAUUUAUGACUGGCCAACAUGUGCACGUGAUCCCAUACAAAUACCCCAUAUUUGGGCAGCGCACGUCGGAUCAAGAAUUAAAAAAAAGAUACCAAAGCCUACUCCACCUAUAAAUCCUGGAUUAUUUUUUUAAGCCAGACAGCUCUGAAUUUUCCAAAAGCGGCUACAAAGAAAAGCAAUGAUCAACAAAAACAAGGAAAUAACCGCCACAAACAUCCCGCAGCCCUCUCUAGUUUAAAAAGAAAGUAUCGCUGAUUGUUCAAAAUGAGCUCUUAUGUUGACAGCUGCAAUCUCAGGCAAACAAGCGAGACAACUUCUCCUAACACUAUGUUUAGUUUCGAUCUUUCUGGGCGCGCGUCCAGCCGCUAUGAGGGUGUUAAUGUGAACGGGAUAUUCACUUGUCCCGUCCCCACGACCUCUGUUGAACGAGAGGAGAUGAAAACUAGCCUGCGUGGCAAUACGGAUACUCCUCUCCCGUCAGGACCACAGAUAACCAUGGUCUCCAGUAGCUCGUCUGUGAACGCAAGCGGUCUCAACUACGGCAGCAGCGCGCUGCUGGGACGAGGGGCAGAAAGAGACCCGGAGAGGAGCGCAAAAUCCGGCGGCAACAAGAGCCAAGAGAGCGAGAGAAACGCGGAGAACACGCAAACGGUGAAACGACACACAAAUGUGAGCCAGCGUCAGGACAGCGAGCAGCAGCCACAGAUUUAUCCAUGGAUGACAAAACUGCACAUGAGCCACGAAUCGGAGGGUAAGCGGUCCAGGACCAGUUACACCCGCUACCAGACUCUGGAGCUGGAGAAAGAGUUUCACUUCAACCGGUACCUGAGCCGCCGCAGGCGCGUAGAGAUCGCCCACACCCUGUGUCUAAACGAGAGACAGAUCAAAAUCUGGUUCCAGAACAGACGAAUGAAGUGGAAGAAGGACUCAAAGAUCAAAGUGAAGGAAUAAAAGAGCACCAGAGAGCGGGUGCAUGCAGCACGUUUUUCAGCCCCACGCAGUGCUGGAGUGCCGCCUGACCUCCGGAUGAACUGCUAGGAGCAAUGACAUCAUGACACCGUGCUGUGUGCUUCAUCACCAAUUAUGUGUCACUUGCUGCAGUUUGGGACCUAAUGUAUUGAAUAUCACUCACAUUGACCAAUCGGUUUACAUUUCUAAAUUAAUUUGCUGCCCAUGCGAUGAUAACCAGAGGUUGAGAGGAGCUUGGCCCUUCGAGCUGCAAGGCUUUAGGUCUGCGGUGCACUGAAAGGCUGCACAACGCUACUAAUUAUGUUUUGAAUUAGGAUACAAGUAGUGGAGGCUGGGUGAUAGCCUGCAUCGUUUCCAGCUCUGUCUCAACAUCAUGUGAUGAAAAAAUGUAACGUCAACAAAUCAAAAUGAAGACAAAAGCUAUUUAUGGCUGUUUAUGAGCUGUCCUGUAAGCAACAGUGAGAUACUUUCCCACCAGUAAAAAAACACUUUCCCACCUCUUUCCUUUUCUUUUUCAAUCCACUAAGAUGUUGCAGUGGUUGAAUGUGUGGUAUGUUCAGUGAGCUGAUAUCUCCGUGAGUGUGAAGGCCUCAUCCCUGUUGUCUGUCAUAUAAUUGUGAAUCUAAAUCGUUAUGUAUAAUUCAGCGACUAUGUGAUAAUAUUGUGAUGUGCAGUGAAGCCAUUUCUCUCGCCCUCUGUAAACUUAAGGUGCCAUGGUUUACACGAGGCCCGGAAGAACUGAUAGAUGGCUUAAUUGUCGAUUGUAACCAAUAAAGUCUCAUCAUUAACAGUAAAGGGUUUUUCCUUUGGUCGGUAUGUACAUUUCUGUUAUUUUUCAUAUCAGGGUUACGUUGAUUAAACUAAUAUGGACAUUGUUGUCUACUUUUUUUUUUUUUAGAAACUACCGAUUUUCAUUCUUUUGUUUUAUUCUACUGAUCACGUUUUUUGGAGGAUGUGUUGGAAUCCACAGAAUUUCAUUGACUGACAAACGCGGUUGGAAGUUUAAGGCCCUCAUAAAACUUUAUUGCCCCUUUUCCAGCACUACGCUACUGGCAGACUCCCGUUUCCUGUUUUGUCAGGGAAGGAAGGGACACACUAGCCUGUGAUAACACUCGCCUUCAACACAACAUGGAUGCAAAACGUUGGUUUCUUGUGGCCGCAGACUGAUGCGCCGUCACUGUUAAAGGCCAUAUGGUAACUUUAUGAUAUCGCCCUGCUCUUUAAUCCUGGCAUCAUUGCACUGUAGUUAAAACAACACGACCUGCUACUAUAAAGGACAUAAAACCAUGCCACUUGCUGGGUGUCUGCAUCCAGCAGCAGCUUUUGUAGAAGUCGUAGUAUGACACGGCAUAGCCCAAGGUUAUGAGCUAAUUUCUCUAUUAAAGAAAAUAAAAAUCAACUCACCGCUCAAACUAAUAGCUUCCUAUUCAACUUCCUUAACGGUUAUGAGAACCGGUCAGCACAGCCUCCACUUUCUCUGCGUUCUGUUAGGCCUAACAUAUACGUGGACAAUGUAUUGAAUCCCUGUUUGAAUGUCUUUCUUUUAGGCUAUUUUAAAGUUUACAAGGUUACAUAUGCCAAUUGCCCCAAGCAGGGCCUGUGAAUGGUGCACAGGAAGCACGUGGUGUCAUUUAAGUGGGUUUUAUGGCCUGGAAGAGCUGACAAACCUUCGAUAUAUACACAUCAUAUAUAAUCUUAACUGUCCGGAAUCGCAGCUGCUGGGUUCCCCUUAUCUGAGGAAGAAAGGGCUUUGUGGCAGUGAGGAUGCAGUACCUUUCUCCGGACUGUGUAGUCGGUGGUGCGGAGGACUGAGAGCUGCUGCAGUAAGUUGCUUUUAACUUUGCCUUUACAGGCCUGUGUGACUGUAACGUUAUUUCACCGUGAAAAAAAAUAGAUUGUUUCUGUUUUAUGUUGGCGUGACUUUGAAUGCGUGGAUGUUGAAUUGAUGCACUUUAAAAUGAACGAUAGUAAUUGAUGGUUAAUAUGCGUUUUUAUAAUCACAGAAUUAUAUUUUUUGAGUCACCGGGAAAAUGUUGUUUUUGACAUUUUUUAAAGGACAGCUGGAGUUGCAUAUUUAGUCCGACAGAAACGGGAUUAUACCGCUCAUGGUUAUUUGGUUGUCAGGGCAGUUAUUGUUUUUCCGCAGAAUAAUCUUUGUAUUUGUACGAGAUUUCAAUCUUACAAUUAAAAGCUAAAGAAAUAAUAUAUAUCCAUAUGUGUAUUCAUGUAUCUCAACACAGACAGUGGCAUCCUGUUUGAUUCAACAGUUUGCUUCGCUUAAUCCUGUCAGUAAAACGAUCAAAGAAAUUUGAAAAAUAAUUAAAUGUCAGCCAGAACUAUCAGAACUAAUUUGGCACCCUCCACACUCUCUCCCUCUUUCUCUGAAACAUACACAUACUGACUCUCUCUUUUACCUGUAUGUAUGUAUUUUUUUUGUUUAAUUCUUAGUAAAUGCUCAUAGUUUGAUUCAGGGGUGCAGAUUGUGUAGCUGAAAAAAAUGUGUUGAAAAUGUAAUAUUGUUCGAUGUGAUACUAAAAUGUUGUCUUGUAGUUUGAAAUGCUGCACCAUACAAGCUAUAAAAUACGAAACCUUAUUAAAAUGCUUCAUCUCACUGUGUCACCUUGACAUGAGGUUAGUGUUUGUCCUCGUGAGCUCCUGUUGUUAUAGGGUCACGUCUGGGCCAACAGACAGGUUUGAUUCAAAGGCACUUUGCAGUGUAAUUAUGGCGUGUCCAAACCCAAAGCCUGAGAAUAUCAGUGUGGCUGUGAGUUGGAGCUAGAGCUGUUGCAUGUUUUACAAAAACGCACCUUUGUUGCACAAUAGAGGAAUGUUUGUUUUUCCACCCUCUUUCCCCUGCAGACUUGUCCUCACUGCAGGGGCAGAAUUGUACUGACUUGAUCAGUUUGGAGACUGAUGAAGCGAUGUGAUCUUAUUAGCUCGAUAAUUUUCUGUUGCUCUAUAGGGCACAUCAUUUAAUUGCCCAUAUGUCUUAGAAAGCAGUUCAGUCUAGAAAUACUGGUCUUUCUUAAUCAAUGUGUGGGAUUGCAAAGGGCUCAUUUUGAUAUUAAGUCUAUUUUGGGGUGAGUGCAGCUCAGCUGACAGAGCAAGGUGCAGCAGGGGUGUGCAUCAUGCAGCAUCAAAGGCUACAAUGUAAUUAGAUAUGAUAGAAAUGGAUGAAUCCACUCUCGUCCAAAUUAGGAGUUUUAAUGGAUCACGUUCAGAUAUCAAUAUGUGCACGUCCAUGUAUGUAUUGAUGACUCACAGUCGUGGCUGUGUUGUUUUCAACCCACCAGCAUCCCUUUUUCUUUUUGUUUUCAGGUGGAUGAUCAAUUAUACACUUCCAAUAGGGGGCACUGUGUAACACGCUCCUGUGUGGGUGAUUCACUGUGGGGGCAAUGUGUCCACGUAAGGACAUGGAUUAGUGCUCUUUAUAUCCUCUGAUUUUAUUUGAUCUCGUGCUGUUUUUGAGCAGUUGUAUUGUCAUGUUUACUGUUAUCAGAGCGAGAAAUUAUCAACAUAAGCUAUCAAACUAAAAUAAAAAAAGAAUCCAAAGUUGUUCUCCUUCAAAAAACAAAAUAAAACAUUCAUCAUCUCUCCAAUACAUUAACAACUAAUUUGAUGUGUGAUAAGGCAUCUUUACAGAGGAUGCAGUGCCCUUAUUAUAAUCGAAAGGAUUUUUUUGUCAGUCAUUGCAUCUUUAGAGGAAGUUUGAAUUAUGUUGUUGAUAUCAAAGUUACACCAGCUUAAAACAUUCUGAUAUGACUCAAUAAAAGUGGAACAGUCUAAACAUCCGUUUUCACUGCCAUGUUCUGUGCUGUUGUAUUCCUUUCUUUGACCUGUGGAGCUGACACUGUCAUCAUUCAAUCCACCGAGGUCAUUUCCGGGUGAGCACAGACUUCCCUUUGUCUUAGCCCAAAUAAGAACCAUAAAGUCCCAUUAGGUCGUUUUCGAGCACAGCCAGAAUGUAUUUACAAUGUGAAGACAACGUCGUGAUUCUUUUACUGACUGUUCGCCAUAAUUCAGCCGCGCUGAAGUCCAGGGAUUUCUAUUCAUAGAACAUAUGCCCAAGGAAAUAUCAUAAUGCUUGUAAAUUUAUUUUUUACUGUCUGAAAAUGACCCGUCCUAAAUUUCUCUGUCCUCGGCCCCAGUUCUGCAGGAGCCCACACAUGUCAACGUGUUUCUAGGGCAGCCUCCCUUCAAUUAGGCUAGAUAACAGAGGAGAUCAGACGAAGAGGGACAAACUGAAGCAUCAUUAGGAUGAAAUAAUAACGCAGCAUAUCAAACGGUUAUUUUCUGUUUCAACACAAAGAUUAACUGUAAACUUAUAGGAAAAAUGUUUUUGGCUCGAAUAAAACAUGUGGCUUUUCGAUAUCUUUUAAAUAGAAUGUAUU